Messenger RNA from Solenopsis invicta (red fire ant), 930 nucleotides. RefSeq lists its product as uncharacterized. Gene Ontology annotation, molecular function: protein tyrosine phosphatase activity. NCBI's taxonomy places the organism in Eukaryota, Metazoa, Arthropoda, Insecta, Hymenoptera, Formicidae. Gene Ontology annotation, biological process: protein dephosphorylation. Bases 20 to 520 code for a protein of 166 amino acids. The record is from RefSeq and is a predicted model, not a curated record. The transcript is spliced from 5 exons.
CAAAGUUGAACUUAUUCUCAUGCUGCAGCUGCCAAAUUUAACAGAUCCUGCUUGCUGUGAGUUCCCUCCUACAAGCCGUGAGUUUACACCAAUCCCAUAUUUGUUUAUUAUUGCGAAAGAAGUCGUAAAAGAGAAAUAUUAUACAUCACAAAAAUUAUUGCUUGUUGAUAAUUCCGAGGAAAAUCCAAGAAAACAAGACGUGACUAUAAUGUGUUUAACGGAAUGGAAAGAUCAACCACUGCCCCCAGUUGGAUCGAUGGUGACGUUUUGGAAAGCAGCUAAAGAUAUCGCGAGAGUCAAUAGAUCCACUAUUACAGUGUGCCAUGACGGAAUAACUGGAUGUGACCUUUAUCUAGCAUUGAGUUUCUUGUUGGAACGAAUGCUUGUCGAAAAAGAAUGCGAUGUUUAUUUAGCGGUGCAAUCUGUCAGACGGUCAAGACGAGAUUAUGUUCCUUCUCUGGAACAUCUGAAAUAUUUAUACGAUGCCGCAGUGACAUAUACGGAGUUUUUCAAAGGCUAAGCGAAUUUUUUGUAAAGCAAGAAUAAUCAAGCUAUAUUAUCGUAUAUACUAUAUACAUACAGCAAUAAAUGCUUCUACAUACCAUCAUGCACAAAUCAUGUAAAUAUCCAUAAUGAAAUCUCUCGCACUACGAAGAGGGUGAAACAAAGAUUGUCGAAGACUUUCUUCAAUAACUACAAAGAUGUAAUCGUACUACCGCGACAUCGAAGAUCGUAGUAAAGAAUCUGUCUGAGAAAAAAGUCCACCAUAAAAAAAAAAUAACAAUGUUUUAGCUAUAUUUGAAUUAUGUUUUAAGGUUUAACAUUCUUUUUAUUUAAAUAAUCAUAAUCAGUAAUUGAUAUCAUCUAUACUGAUUGUAUAAUUUACUGAAAUUAAGGAAAAGUAAUUACAUUUCUUAAUAUACUGUUAAA